Messenger RNA from Myotis brandtii (Brandt's bat), 1708 nucleotides. Its product is annotated as cytochrome P450 4V2. The transcript has 9 exons. NCBI's taxonomy places the organism in Eukaryota, Metazoa, Chordata, Mammalia, Chiroptera, Vespertilionidae. The coding region runs from base 91 to 1236 and encodes 381 amino acids. Gene Ontology annotation, molecular function: oxidoreductase activity, acting on paired donors, with incorporation or reduction of molecular oxygen; iron ion binding; heme binding. The record is from RefSeq and is a predicted model, not a curated record.
UGAAAGGCAGGGGCUGGUACAGGCCUGGCCCCAACUCUCGCCCCCAAGGUUCAGGGUCUCAGUCCCCGUACAGAGCCGACCGCUGGCACGAUGGUGGCCGUCUGGCUGGUGCACGUCGGGCAGAAGCUGCUGCUCUGGGGCGCGCUCAGCGCCAUCUCCCUGGCGGGCGUCACCCUGAUCCUGAGAUUCUUGCAGAUGAUGGCGACCUACGCGCAUAACUGGCUGCAAAUGAGGCCCAUCACCAGCGUUUCCGGCGCCUAUCCUUUGGUGGGACACUCGCUGGUCCUGAAACAAGGAGGGAAAGAGUUUUUCCAGCAGCUGAUUCAUUACAGUGAAGAAUACAGACAUGUGCCAAUGCUAAAACUCUGGCUUGGCACAGUACCAGUAAUGGCCAUGUUUAAGGCCGAAACUAUAGAGGUAAUUUUAACUAGCUCAAAGCAAAUUGACAAGUCUCAUCUGUACAGGUUCCUAGAACCAUGGCUUGGCCUAGGACUUCUUACCAGUACUGGAAACAAAUGGCGCUCCAGGAGAAAAAUGUUAACACCCACUUUCCAAUUUACCAUUCUGAAAGAAUUCUUAGAUGUCAUGAAUGAACAAGCCAACAUUUUGGUUAAUAAGCUUGAAAAACAUGUUGACGGGGAAAAAUUUAACUGCUUUUUUUACAUCACUCUUUGUGCCUUAGAUAUAAUCUGUGAAACAGCUAUGGGCAAGAGUAUUGAUGCUCAGACUAAUGAUGAUUCUGAGUAUGUUCGUGCAGUUUAUAGGAUGAGUGAUUUGCUACAUCGAAGAAUGAGGACAUUUUGGCUCUGGCAUGACGUUUUGUACCUUUUGUUUAAAGAAGGAAGGGACCACAAAAGGAACCUAAAGAUCUUACAUAAUUUUACCACCAAUGUCAAUGAACGGGGGGCCAAUGAAAUAAAGAGAGAUGAAGAACGUAAAAGUGAUGACAAGGGCACGACUCUCUCCAACAGAAAACGCAAGGCUUUUCUCGACCUGCUUUUAAAUGUGAUGGAUGAUGAAGGGAACAAGCUCAGCCUUGAGGCUAUUCGAGAAGAAGUGGACACUUUCAUGUUUGAGGGCCAUGAUACAACUGCAGCUGGAAUGAACUGGGCCUUGUACCUACUGGGUUGCUAUCCAGAAGUCCAGAAAAAAUUAGACAAUGAACUGGAUGAAGUGUUUGUGCAAAGUGGGGAAGGAAUAAUAAAGGAAAAGAGGAGAAGGUGGAAGACAUUCUAGAAAGAGAGGGUCCAGUUGCACAAUGGCAGAGUGGAGAAGUUGGAAGAUGAUAGUAAGCAUUAAAGGACAGGUGGAAUUCAGAACAUUUGUUAGAACCCAUUGAGAGGUAAAGUUGGAAAAGUAAUUUCAUGUCCAGAUGGUGUGAGGACUGGAUUUUCAUACCAAGAGGGAAGACUUUGUUUCGUAGAAUGGAGGUGAUCUAAACUUCUGGGCUCUGUUUCUGUCAUCAAUUCAGUUUUCCUGUAUCAAGUUGAAUUUCUCUCAGAUUGCCUCUGGUGGGUAAAUUGGGUGUUCUAGAAACCCAGGUUCUUUUGUAAUAUGUUCCCACUUUUGUGUUUUUUACAAUUUCUAGCCCAAUGCAGGUGUCACAAAUGCUUUUGGAUCUCACAUGAUUAGUGACACCAUUUUUACUAGAAUUUUUAUUCUGCUGCUUCUCAUGCUUUUUGCUAAUUGUGCCUCACUUCUCUUCUAU